UUCUGUAGCGUUUCCUGUUGGACGUGUGUAUUGACGCAGGUGCCUGGUGUGUGUUAUUCGUGCAGCUUGUCUUGUUCUCGCAGUGCCAGGACUUCACCCUGCUGACCCGUCGUUAGCCGCUCACCCAGCUGCCUCAUUUUUAGAGGUUCCUAGCUAGCGUUAGCCACAUAGCUCGCCUUUAAUAAUGGUGUGCUUAUGAUGGUUUGUCGUAAUGUUUUGUAGCGUGCUGCUAAAAUCUUACCUCGGGUCAUGUUCUGAGAAAUUGUUAGCCACACUAAUUUUGCUAGGUAGCGGUCCUAAUGCUCACACCCACUGUCAAAACAAGCUAGCUGGCUAUCAUAUCUGAUUCUGAAUGAGCCUCAGAGUUAGCAAAUAGCUAGCUUGCUAAUAUUGAGCUAGAAUUAUUCGUCUAAGGACCUACCAACGUCAGAUAUUUCAGCCUGUCAUAUGUUGUCGUCGUGUUUAAGCGUUGAGUAACAGCAGUAUUUCAGAGGUGCAGUGUGUCAGUGAGCUUGCAGUAGGAGUUGGAGCGCAGCGCUGGGUUUAACGGUAGCUGUCACUGUCACUGUCCCGACAAACUCGGAAAGUUCCAGAAACCAGCAGAGCGGCUCGAAAACUGAGGGAAGUUUCACACGGAAUUCAACUUGUGCUGUUGAGUUUAACAGUGCUGUUAAACUGUGAAAUGGGCAUAAAAGGUAACAUAAGCACUUGGACGAGUGUAUAGGACCAAGCAGCCUUGUAGGGAUCAUGGGCGAGAAUGGCCCUCAAACUGACACAGCCAUGCUCUCAUCCAUGUUCUUUGAAGAGGAUGAGGACGAUGUCGACAAACUGGGCAGAGAGGACUAUGAUGAGUGCAAAAUGGCCGAUUCUGACAAAGAGGACAUGCAGAUUCCCAAACCCUCAUCGUCCUCAGCACGGGUGUAUGACCGCACCACGGUACUCAUCGAACAGGACCCUAUUCAUCUAGAUGAGGAAGGAGAAGAGGAAGGUCACUGUGGGCCAGACGACGAUGGUGUGGCGUUUUUGGCCAAUGGUGAUGGAGAUGAGGAGGGGACGCUGGCCUUCAUGGCAGACCCCGACAGCAUGGCACAGGGCUAUGUGCACCACACCAUCUCACCUGAUCAGAUCCAGUUCAUCAUCAAUCCCGGGUCCACCCCCAUGCCCCGCAACAUUGAAGGAGCCACGCUUACGCUGCACUCUGAGUGCCCAGAGACCAAGCAGAGAGAGGUAAAGAGGUACCAGUGCACUUUUGAGGGCUGCACUCGCACCUACAGCACAGCGGGAAACCUACGCACACAUCAGAAAACACACCGUGGUGAAUAUACCUUUGUUUGCAACCAGCAGGGCUGUGGUAAAGCCUUCCUGACCUCCUACAGCCUAAAGAUCCAUGUUCGAGUGCAUACUAAAGAAAAACCAUUUGAGUGUGAUGUACAGGGUUGUGAAAAAGCCUUCAACACACUGUACAGGCUGAAAGCACAUCAGCGGCUGCACACAGGAAAAACAUUUAACUGUGAAUCAGAAGGAUGCACGAAGUACUUUACCACUCUCAGUGACCUGAGGAAGCACAUUCGUACUCACACAGGAGAGAAGCCGUUUCGGUGUGACCAUGACGGCUGUGGUAAAGCUUUCGCUGCUAGUCACCACCUGAAAACACACGUGCGUACACACACUGGAGAGAAGCCUUUUUUCUGCCCUAGUGAUGGGUGUGAGAAGACUUUUAGUUCACAGUACAGUCUGAAGAGUCACAUUCGGGGCCAUGAUAAGGGCCCUUCAUACCCAAUUAGCCUCAGCCAUCCUCUGUCAGAGGAUGCAAAUCAUUCUCUGUGCCUCAGUGAUUUGAGCCUCAUUUCUACAGACUCUGAGCUUCGAGAAAACAAUUCUCAGAGCUUGGAUCUGAAUAAUAUAACUCCUGUGAAGAUAUUCGAGUUGAUGUUACAGAGCCCUGAAAACAACGUUAGUCAAGAUGACCAACAUCCGUCUGACAACCUAGUGGAGGCUUUUGGCUUGGAGACGCCACCACCGGCAGCAGUGACAGAUUCAUCCACUCUCCUACCAUUCUCUCAGAUGCCUUCAUCCUCCUCUUCUUCUAGCUCUCUCACCACUCCUGUCCUAGAGAACUCCACACAGCCUGGCUCCUCCUCCUGUCAGGCACCAUCCUCCAACAGCUCCACACACACUUCUCCACAGUCUGCUACUUUCCCCUCUUUCCUCCAUACCUCACUACAAACACCAGAAGUGCCCGCUCUAGCUGCGCCCGCUGCCACCCAACACUACACCCCAGUGGUGCCCACAGCACCUGCCAGCUCCAUACCAGUCUCUGUCCCGACAGUGGCCAGCGUCUCCAGUCCUGCAUCAGACAUCAGCACAGGAGCAGCUGCAGUAGUAACGCACACAGUGCCUUUAGCAGGCAGUGCCAGUCUGGCACCCACACCCACCAUCACCAUCGCACCCACGCAGGGCCUCCUGCAGCCCAGCCUUGUCAUGUCUGACCAGAAUCUGCAGUGGAUCCUCAGCAGUGCUGCCAAUGCACAGCACAAUCCUGAACAGCAGGGCCCAAAAGUGGAAAAGGUCUUCUUCACAACAGCCAUACCUGUAGGAGGACAUUCAGGUAACCCUGUGCAGCAGAUUGGCCUUAGUCUCCCCGUCAUCAUCAUUAAGCAGGAGGAGGCAUGCCAGUGUCAGUGUGCCUGCAGAGAUUCGGCUAAAGAAAGGAGCUCCAGUCAGAGCGCUGCCUCCUCACAGCAGGAGCCUAAAGACAUUUCUCCACCACCUCCAGCUCCUUCGGUCACGCCCGCUGUUCCAGAGUGCUGUUCCACCAAGGUGAGCGCUCCCCUUUCCUCUGGCUCCACUCAGACUUUCCACAGCGAGGCAAUGGUGUCCAGCACUCCCUCAGACAGCCUAACAAAUGUGGACGUAGUGGACCUACUCAGCCCUGAAACCACAGCCAACAUCGAGGCACUGCUGAUGGUCGCUGAUGAGUUCUCCAUGGGUGAGGGCAACAGCAACACCACCACCUAGAGGACGUUGAGGGUCAAACUCCCUCAGUCUUUCUUUGCAUUCAUUUUUUUAAUGGGCACCAUUAUUUCUACUGUUAUGCAGUUUCAGUCUGAUUCAUAAGGGUAUCUUGUGUAAACCAGGGGUCAUGUGUGUCAGACUUCCCAGUGUAAGAAGGCUAUGAUCUAUGAUCAGCUUUGGUCUUUCCUGUUCUUUAAAACAUGAUCUUCCGGACAUGGGCUGCUCAAUACAUGCGAAUCUUUAGCUAGUAUUUUACACACAGUGCACUCUGAUUAAUUCAGAUCUGUGCUAUUUGUGUACUUUCAGAUUGUGGAAAUGUCCCCACUGAAAAUAUAGGGCUGUAAGUAGCCAUUUGCUUGAAGUUGCUUCACCGUUUGCACUGUAUAAUAAUAGUCCUUCCAGACAUUCUCAUGAUGUGCUAUGGUCUGUUCAGACUACUGUAAUAGUCUCUGUAGCAUAUCAGAGAAAGAGAGUAUAAGGACAAAAAAACAAAACCAUUUGGAAAUGCAAAGAAUCAAAUAAUUACUAUCUACUAACUCAGAUUAUACAAAACAUAAGCAAUAUUAUAAAUCUUUAAUUAUUCAGAUGGUAACAUUUUGUUAGUAUGAUUCAAGUUACGUAGUCUAGUUUGGAGUAGAAUUUGGAAAUUUUAUAGGGUACAGGCCAGUCAUAGAUUGACAAGAACUCAAUGCACUGAGACGUAUUCACCAAGACAAAUUUGACUUGUUGACCAGUCACACUGAAAUUAACAAAAUGAAAUGUUCACUUGUGAUUCACCAGAAUGUACUGCAUGUAAGUGUAAUUGGCAGUUCGGGCCCUCUGAAUGGUUAUUAAAGCCCUUUCAGAAUGUGGUCUUUCAAAUCUAGGACAUGCCAUGUGAUAAGAAAAGUAUUUUAUGUGUAAUUUAUUUAGGAAGACUACAGUAGCCCAUGAAAUGUGAUUCUAAUGUAAUCUUGAAGCAGUUUCUGUCAACAGAAAAUACUUGCUUUUAAGUGUAAAUGAUAGCUAUAUGUGGUUGGCUGCCUGUAACAUUUAUUUAAUUUUUAGAUGUUAAUUUAUUAAAAUAAUUUCUAUCAUUAGAUCAAUGCAGUACAUAUUUUCGAUAAAAUAGCCUACUUUUUAACUUGGUGGACCAAGUUAUUUUCUUCAUCUUUUUAUUUUUGGUGGAGUCAGCCACCAAAGGUAAAGAAAGAUAUAUAUUUUCUUCUCCUUCUUCUUCUUGCCUUUGGGUUGCAGGUCAGGCAGGGUAAUGCAGCUGGAGUUGCCCAGCCUUGUUGCUGCUUUGUUGUUACUGAAUUGAUUUCAGCCUCUGACCUUUCUUCCUUUAUUUAGACCCAUGUAAGUCUCACUGUUGUGGCCUGCUCAGGGAUAUAGAAAAUCAAAGCAGAGGUAUACAGUCUGUCCCUGAAAAUACAUACAAAUGGCAGCAGAACUGUAAGAGCUCGAGCUGUUGCGUAAUACAUGCUUGUUGUGCAUUACCAAGCCAAGGUUUAGAUAAUCAAGAGAACGUCUAGUUAACCUCCCUGCACCAGGAAGCCAGUUUAUACACCACUGCUGUAGAGGUUUUAAUGAGUUUAUUAUAAUGUAAAUAUUGUGUAUUUGAAAUUACAAAUGUUUAAGCCCUUAGAUUGUAUUUGUAUUUUUGUAUAGAACUAUGUGGGGUAAUCACACUUUGGGUUUGACGUGGAGGACCUGACACUGCACUGCCCAUUUCCUUUGCAACCCACCCGUCACCAAUUCACAAUGCAGUAGAUUUUGGAAUGUAUUAUUUUUCCUGGGGGGGGGGGGGGGGGGGGGCACCUGGGUUAGUACAGGAAAUACACAAACAUAUUGUGCACUGUGGCAUGGAAUGGCUACUGUAUUUCUAUUACCCACAUUCAGGAAACUGCCUUACAGUUUUGAUACAUGAUAGCUUUUGGGCUACUACAUCUUUUAAAAAAUGUAUAGGACUUGCUUGCCACAAAACUUCACAGUCCUCACAAAUUGUGACAAAAUAUUUCUCAUUACAUGACAUUAAGGAUGAGAAGUUUGGCUAGAUGUCACUGAGAAUUUUAUUUAAAAGGACUUUUUUUUUCAGACAAUUAUUAUUUAGUCAUAGUAGACACAUUGUCACAGGUUAAUACACAGACAGUUUCUGACCUUUCAUAAAUUUAUGACGAGCCUUCAGCUAUUGAUGCAAAUUAAAAUCUUUGCAUGUCAAUGUUCCGGUUUAUUAUUUAACAGUCUUUGGUGUUCACAUAGUAUUUGGAAAAAUGAAAACAUUUUGAUUGUGCAAAUUUAAAUGAUCAGUGUAAUGAAAAGGCUGCUUUUGCCACUACUGGUACUAAUCAAACGGGGUCCAAUAACAAAGAACUUGUUGAAAUCAUAAAAGGUUUUGUGUUGUACUCAUUAUAAAUACUUUUGUUUCCCUUACUGUUUUGUAAAAUUAGUCAAGGCAGAGUGAGCACUAAUUCUGGCCAAACCAUUGUAGAAUUAUCUAUGCAAAAAAAAUAAAUGCUCGUGUAUUUUAUGAACCCAGAUCCCUCAACCCAGCCUCAGCUCCCUUUGUAAAUACUGAGUGAAAUAACACCUUGCUUCAGUAUUUAGUCGUUGUUAUGCAAGUUACCACUAGCGCAAAUCAACUCUGUCAAAUUGCAAUUAAUAUGUAAAUAUACUACACAAGCCUUGCUACUGGGAGCUGUAAUAUCUGGUCUCUAAAGGAGGCCUACGGUAGUCAACAGCUAGAUUUAGAGUUAAUCUUUUGCUAUUUAAUAUGAUUGACUUGUGUAUGGGCAUUGUAAUCUUUUAAGUUGUCCUUCCACUGAAAGUUUGAGGUGCCCCAACAUUAAUGCAUGUUAUCCAAAGGGGAAGUGUCCAUUUUUUUUUUUUUAAAAAAAAGUAAUACAAUUCUGUUGUAAGAAUUGUAAUUGUCCAGUUUUGUUUUUUCUCCUUUUUAAUUUUGGUUAGAGUUUGAACAUGUUUUUUCCUCCACACUGGAAUCCAGUGAGUCACAAAUCACAAAUCUUGCUCACUAUACACCAUUUAUUCCUAAAUUAUGAUUUAACUGUGAGAUCAGUUAUUUCACAUAUGAACGGGUCAAAUCACAAUAAACUGCCAAGUUCAUCUUUCACUUCUCAUAGUAGCUAAUUAAUUCAGACUGCUGUUUAUUUUAGAUACUAAUUUUCUCCCAAAUCUCAAGUUGCUCAGAUUGUGACAGUUAUUAACAUUAUUUUCCAGGCUAAAGCAGAACAUUGUAGCAUGCAGUGGUUUGUUAAAAAAAUAAAUAAAUAAAAGAUAAAAAAAAAAAAUCAGAGCAAAAUUGCAAAGGUGAUGAGAUGGGGAGACAAAAAUGCUUCCAGCAGACUGCUUUUGAUACCCAAAGUGUGAGGACAAACUCUAAAGGAUCUGUAUUUUUAAGGAAUGUAUAAUGUGAAAAUGCUCUCUUAUGCUUGUUUUGUAUAAAGUAUUAUGGCAAAGUACUAACUUUUUGAACUAAAUUAAGCAAUAUAUCUGAAAUCUUCACAGGCUUGUCUCCAUUAUUUGUACAUCAUUUCACAUCAUUCAUUUUAUUGGUUAUUUAUGUACAAGUCUCAACUCAAAAAAAAAAAAAAAAUCCUGAUCAUAGUGUAAAAU
Pangasianodon hypophthalmus (striped catfish) is the source of this 6627-nucleotide messenger RNA. It is a transcript of the gene mtf1, whose product is annotated as metal-regulatory transcription factor 1. Gene Ontology annotation, molecular function: DNA-binding transcription activator activity, RNA polymerase II-specific; RNA polymerase II cis-regulatory region sequence-specific DNA binding. NCBI's taxonomy places the organism in Eukaryota, Metazoa, Chordata, Actinopteri, Siluriformes, Pangasiidae. Gene Ontology annotation, biological process: central nervous system development; positive regulation of transcription by RNA polymerase II. The record is from RefSeq and is a predicted model, not a curated record. Gene Ontology annotation, cellular component: nucleus. The transcript is spliced from 12 exons. Bases 748 to 3018 code for a protein of 756 amino acids.